Caenorhabditis remanei is the source of this 462-nucleotide messenger RNA. RefSeq lists its product as uncharacterized. The transcript has 2 exons. Bases 1 to 462 code for a protein of 153 amino acids. Lineage: Eukaryota; Metazoa; Nematoda; Chromadorea; Rhabditida; Rhabditidae. The record is from RefSeq and is a predicted model, not a curated record.
AUGUCUGCGGAGGAGCAGUUACCAUCAGAGAUGACAGACGAUGAAGAUGAUAUAAAAGAGAUACACGAGGAAGAUUCCACGAAUGAAGAAGAAGACGAGAGUGAUUCCGAAGACUGGGAAGAGGUGACGAUGGUUGUAACCGUCAACGGAAUUUUGGACGCUGAUCUUGUGAGGGAUGCCGUUGAACGGGAUCUCAUAAAAUUGCGAUAUGGUGACACCGAUGUCCCAGUUCUACAAAUCAAUAAUUCCCUAUACACAGCAGCCUGGAAUCAAGACCUCGGCACAAACAUAGUCCUUCAAUCAAAGGGAAAAGAAAUGGAGGUUGUCUCCUGUACGUCGACGAUGAUGGCUGCUGAAAAAGCUUUGCUAACAUCUUUAAGCACUGAAGGAUCGACUAUUGCAGCGAAAGCCGAAGUUGCGCCACGGGCUGCAUUGAGCCGAACACAACCACGAGGACAAUAA